Messenger RNA from Canariomyces notabilis, 2716 nucleotides. RefSeq names its product PLP-dependent transferase. The record is from RefSeq and is a predicted model, not a curated record. Gene Ontology annotation, molecular function: dethiobiotin synthase activity; ATP binding; magnesium ion binding. Gene Ontology annotation, cellular component: mitochondrion. The transcript has 4 exons. Gene Ontology annotation, biological process: biotin biosynthetic process. NCBI's taxonomy places the organism in Eukaryota, Fungi, Ascomycota, Sordariomycetes, Sordariales, Chaetomiaceae. The coding region runs from base 195 to 2633 and encodes 812 amino acids.
AGAGGGGCGUAGGUCGGCUACAGGUUGAGUCACUUGAGUGAGUGGAGAGCUGCCAGGGCGCUGCAGCCUCUCGGUUCCUGCCGCUCCUUGAGUUUAGCCCUUAAGCGUACAAUACAGAAACUCGGUGCUACAGGACACCACUCAGCGAGCACUUCGAAUAGCCAGAAACGCAGAAAGAGAGGGCGCAAGACGCGAUGCCUCCUCCCGCGCCAGCAGGGUCCUUGCUGAGGCCCGACCUCCGCAUCUUCCAGGUCUUCGGGGCCAACACUGACGUUGGCAAGACGAUAUGGACCACGAUCCUCUGUAGAGCGUCCAAUUGCGAUACCGAGACCACAACGUGGUAUCUCAAACCUGUCUCGACAGGUCCAGCCAAUGCGGCAGAUGCUAAACAUCUGAGAACAUACGCUCCAGGGGUUGUCAGUGAGACUCUAUUUCAAUAUGAUCUUGCAGUCAGCCCGCAUCUUGCUGCGAGAGUGUCGAACAGACCCACCCCUUCGGACCAGGCUCUCAUAAGGUCGGUUCGGGAUUUUGCCAUGGGUUGCAUCCCCUCAGGCUCUGGCUGGCUUUUCAUCGAGACGGCUGGUGGCGUGCAUUCUCCGGGCCCGGCUGGCUCGACCCAGGCCGAUCUGUACAUGCCCCUUCGGCUCCCAGUUAUCCUCAUUGGAGACCACAAACUCGGCGGUAUAUCGCUUUCCAUUUCCGCGUUUGAGUCCCUCCGGAUGCGUGGGUACGACAUCGUGGCGGUGCUGCUGUUUGAGGGCGAAGAAUAUAAGAACCACGAGUACCUCACCGACUACUUCAGGCGCCAUCAUGCAGUGCACCUGGGAGUAAUCCCGUCCCCGCCACUCAUGGACUCGGGUCCGCAAGCCAUGGAGCAUUACUACCAGGAGGUUAGCAGCCAGAAGCAGGUUGCCGCCGUCGUGACCCUUCUCAGGGAGUACCACGAUAACCGUAUUCGCCGUCUGCGGGAGAUGGCGGUCAUUUCAUGCGAAAAGAUAUGGUUUCCAUUUACUCAACAUGGCACAUUACUCUCCGAGGACGUCACAGUUAUCGAUUCGGCUUAUGAGGACCAUUUCCAAACCCUGGCAACUCAGUCCAAUCCGGCCCUGCAGGCCCAAGGGGUCCUGCGGCCGACAUUUGAUGGAUCAGCCUCCUGGUGGACGCAGGGUCUCGGCCAUGGUAACCCGAAGCUUGCGCUUGCCGCAGCAUACGCAGCGAGCCGAUAUGGGCACGUCACAUUCGCCCAAGCCGUACACGAGCCGGCGCUGACCCUGGCUGAGAUGCUGCUUGACGGGCUCCAAAACCCCCGUCUGACUCGUGUAUUCUUCUCGGACAAUGGCAGCACCGGGGUGGAAGUCGCCGUCAAGAUGGCGUUGCGAGCCACCUGCAACAGGUAUGGCUGGGGAACAUCGAAAGAUGUCGAAGUCCUUGGCCUCCGGGGGAGCUACCACGGGGACACGAUCGGCGCGAUGGACUGCUCAGAACCGAACACGUUCAACGAGAAGGUUGAAUGGUACAGCGGCAGGGGGCUUUGGCUGGAGUACCCGACCGUACAGUGCGCCAAUGGCCAAUGGGUGGUUGAGCUCCCUCCCAUCAUGGCGCCUGGGGGAACCAAGAGCAUCGAGUUCCGCUCGCUCAGCGAGAUCUUUAACGUCAAACGCCGGAAAGGGCAACUCCAAGAGCUGUACGUACGGUAUAUACUGGACACACUUGGGCAUUCCAAUAAUUUGACGCGCAAGUUCGGGGCCCUCCUUCUCGAGCCGAUUGUCCUCGGAGCAGGUGGCAUGGCCCUGGUGGACCCCCUUUUCCAGAGAACCCUGGUAGAAGUAGUGAGACAGAGGGGAGUUUUGUUUUCCAACUCGGAGCCCACCGGGUACCCUCCUAACGAGCCGAGAGACAAAAACGACUGGUGCGGUCUACCUGUUAUUUUCGACGAGGUAUUCACUGGGCUCUACCGCUUGGGACACUUCAGUGCGGCUUCAUUCCUCGGCGUCCAUCCAGACAUAUCUGUCCAUGCCAAGCUGUUGACCGGAGGUCUUCUCCCACUUGCUGUCACGGUCGCAUCGGAGGGUAUCUUCAAAGAGUUCGACGGCGUAGAUAAGAGUGAUGCGCUGCUGCACGGGCAUAGCUAUACUGCCCAUCCCGUUGGCUGUCAAGUGGCGCUCGAGAGUGUUCGCACGAUGCGCAAGAUGGAGUCGGAAAGAAAAUGGGACUGGGCAAGCGGGCAAGACAACGGCUGGGCCGAGGAUCUCGACGGUCAAGCUGACUUCAAGGACCACAACGGCAGUGCCAAGUGCCCACAUGUCUGGUCAGUCUGGAGUGCCGAGUUCGUCAAGUGGCUGUCUAAACAAAAGAGCACUCCAUCCAAGCGGGUUAAAGGUGCAUGGGCGCUGGGAUCGAUCCUGGCGAUUCACCUUGAUCCUGAUCAAGGCACGGUUGGCUAUGAGAGCAAUGCUGCGGCGGGAAUCAAGAAUGCUCUUUUGCAGGCAAACGGUCUUGAGGACGGUAUCGCCUGGAACGUCCACAGCAGGGCUCUGGGAAACGUUUUCUAUGUCAUGGCGAGCCAGGUGACCUCAAAGGAGAGCAUUGACCGUCUAGAGUUCCUCAUGCGCUCGUUUUUCAGCGGAAACUGACAGAACUGCCCGUAGGUGCAUCGCUGAAAAGGGCUCCUGACAUGGGAAAAUGUUCGACGAGGAUGAAGAUAUAAAAAGAUCAU